Molecule: messenger RNA, 653 nt
Organism: Racocetra persica
Lineage: Eukaryota; Fungi; Glomeromycota; Glomeromycetes; Diversisporales; Gigasporaceae
Source: the annotation of a GenBank genome assembly
CACUUUUACGGCUAUUGACAUAUUUAACUUUGGCGGAUACGGAAUGGCAUUCUUAGAAAUCAACAAAGACCAAUAUAGUUACAAUGUUACUGAUCUUCGCUUUUACAAUGAAUAUGACAAAAAUAUAAAAGCUCCACAAUUGGCUAUUAACCAGUACAUUACUCAUGCUAUAAUGCCAAAUAAUACAGGACUGCUUUCCCAACUUAAAACAAAUUCUAUUGCUGCGACGAACACUUGGGAACAUUCAACAUUUGAUGUGCCAAUUAUUUCCCCGUGCGGAGACCGCCGAUACAAUAAUUUACAUGUGAAUUCAACGGUUCCUGAAAUUGGUACUAAAAUUUUAUUGAAUUUUGGCAUAAUCUCUAUUAAGUUUCAAGAACCUGUUUCAUACUCGAAUGGCAACCUAACUGUUUUUCGAAGAAUUAAUCAGGAAAAUAAUGUUAUUAGACAGAUCAUUAAUUCAAGAGCCUGUAAUUUUUCUCUUUCAGAUGAUCAAGUCACUAUUCAAUUUGAAAUUUUACACUGCACUUUUAAUAAGCCAGGUGGACAAUAUUAUAUACAGAUGGACAAUAAUUUCGUAAAAAGUGCUGGACAUAAUGAACCUAUACCAGUUUCACCAACAGAAUUUUUAAACAUGAACAAAAAUGAGUUUA